Opisthocomus hoazin is the source of this 2193-nucleotide messenger RNA. The record is from RefSeq and is a predicted model, not a curated record. Lineage: Eukaryota; Metazoa; Chordata; Aves; Opisthocomiformes; Opisthocomidae.
AUGGACACCAUCGCACAGGUUAUCCAUGACUGUGAGACAUGCGCUGCAAUCAAGCAAGCCAAGCGGAAAGUCUCCAGCGCAAGUCCAGCUGUUGAAGUGAGUCAAAGUAAAGAGGAAAAGAAAAAAGAGAAUGAAGCUGUGAACCGACAUCGAGAUGAUCUGCAGUGUGAGCCAAGCUUCAUAGAAGACAGACUGAAGCUUUACGAAGCACUGAAAAAGGAACAUGAUGCUUUGCUAGCUUACAGAGCCACCAACCAGAGCAAACCUAUCAAAAUUACUCUGACAGAUGGAAAGAUGGUUGAAGGGGAAUCUUGGAAAACCACGCCAUAUCAAUUAGCCACAGAAAUUAGUCAAGUGUUGUCUUCAAAUGCAGUCAUAGCCAAAGUGAAUAGUGAACUGUGGGACCUGGAUCGUCCGCUGGAGGGAGACUGUACUCUGGAGCUGCUUACGUUUGAUAGUGAGGAAGCAAAAGCUGUCUAUUGGCAUUCAAGUGCUCAUAUUCUUGGAGAGGCCAUGGAAGGUUAUUUUGGGGGCUGCUUAUGCUAUGGACCACCAAUUGAGAAUGGAUUUUAUUAUGACAUGUACAUUGAAGAUAGAGGUGUAUCUAGUACUGAAUUCCCACUACUAGAGAACAGCUGUAAAAAUAUCAUAAAAGAGAAGCAAGCUUUUGAAAGGCUGGAAGUCAAAAAGGAGAUCCUGUUAGACAUGUUUAAGUAUAACAGGUUUAAGUGUCGUAUCCUUAAUGAGAAGGUGAACACACCAACUACCACAAUAUACAGAUGUGGUCCGCUGAUUGAUCUCUGCAGGGGUCCACAUGUGAGACACACUGGGAAAAUUAAGGCCCUUAAAAUAUUUAAGAAUUCGUCUACAUAUUGGGAAGGAAAAUCUGACAUGGAAACUCUGCAGAGAAUAUAUGGCAUAUCCUUUCCUGAUAACAAAAUGAUGAAGGAAUGGGAAAAAUUCCAGGAAGAAGCCAGAAACCGGGACCACAGGAAAAUUGGAAAGGAGCAAGAACUCUUCUUCUUCCAUGAUUUGAGUCCUGGAAGCUGCUUUUUCCUCCCCAGAGGUGCCUUUCUUUACAACACGCUUGUGGAUUUCAUACGGGAAGAAUAUCACAGGCGUAAUUUUACUGAAGUUGUAUCUCCAAACAUCUACAACAGUAAACUCUGGGAAGCUUCAGGACACUGGCAGCACUACAGUGAAAAUAUGUUCUCUUUUGAGAUCGAGAAGGAAACUUUUGCCCUUAAACCGAUGAAUUGUCCGGGACAUUGCUUGAUGUUUGCCCAUCGUCCACGGUCCUGGAGAGAAAUGCCUCUUAGACUUGCAGAUUUUGGAGUUCUUCACCGAAAUGAACUCUCUGGGACUUUAAGUGGUUUGACUCGUGUAAGGCGCUUCCAGCAAGAUGAUGCUCACAUCUUUUGCACAAUAGAACAGAUUGAAGAAGAAAUUAAGGGCUGUCUUGAUUUCUUGAAGUCAGUGUAUGCUGUCUUUGGUUUUACCUUUCAACUACAUCUUUCUACAAGACCAGAAAAUUACCUAGGAGAGGUAGAGAUCUGGGAUCAUGCAGAAAAGCAACUUCAAAACAGCUUGAAUAACUUUGGAGAGCAAUGGCAUUUGAAUCCAGGAGAUGGAGCAUUUUAUGGUCCUAAGAUUGAUAUUAAAAUCAAAGAUGCUAUUGGCAGGUACCAUCAGUGUGCUACUGUCCAACUUGACUUCCAACUACCAAUUCGAUUUAAUCUUACUUAUGUCGGUAAGGAUGGCGAUGAUAAGAAAAGGCCAGUGAUUAUUCACAGAGCUAUUUUGGGAUCUGUGGAGAGAAUGAUAGCUAUUCUAGCAGAAAAUUAUGGAGGAAAAUGGCCGUUCUGGCUGUCUCCGCGGCAGGUCAUGGUUGUGCCUGUGGGACCUCUUUCUGAAGAGUAUGCCCGGCAGGUUUGCAGUGAAUUUUUUGAAGCAGGAUUUAUGUCAGAUGUGGAUCUGGAUCAAAGUUGCACAUUAAACAAGAAAAUUAGAAAUGCACAGCUGGCCCAGUAUAACUUUAUCUUAGUGGUUGGAGAAAAGGAGAAAGCGAAUAAUACUGUCAAUGUGCGAACGAGGGACAACAAAGUUCAUGGAGAGAUUUCAGUAUCUUCUGCUAUUGAAAAACUCAAGAAAUUUAUGAGUUCACAUAUUCCAAAUGCAGAGGAAGAAUUCUGA